AUGAAGGUUGGAAGCGCGCUGGUUCUGCUGGCGGCGUGCGCCUGCGCGGUGCUCGCUCAGAGCGACGACGACAAGCCGCAACAGCGCAGCGUGUGGGACGAGCCUAUCCGCUUCAACACCAAGAGCAAGGACGCCUGCGCCAUGGUGGUCUCGGGGGCCUCCGACUACACGCGUCUGCGCGUGUCCUGCAAGGGCCCGGCGGCGCGCUCCUACUACUGCGACUUCCAGGGUAAACCCAACCUGUGCCGCGCGUACAACCUCAACCCGCGCCACUACUUCACGCAGAUCAUGUGGGAGCUGCGCAAGCUCCCCCACGCCUGCCAGGGCGCCAAGCUCUACCGGCCCCCCAUGUGUAAGAAGCACCCCGACGAGGUCCAGAUGACCUUCGUGUCCGCCUGGCCCCGAGCCGCCAAGCCGGCCAAAGUCGUCCCCGCUGCCACGCAGAAGCCCCAGAGGGCGCCGGGCAAGACGCCGCCGGCCAAAGGCCCGGCCAAGAAGACCACCCCCAAGCCGGCCAAGACUACCACCACCGCCCGGCUUCCGACGGUGACGCCCGAGUCCAAGGCGUCCCGCUUGGCCAGCGAGUACUGCUGGAGGAGCUUCCACGGCAUCUGCGCUUACGUCAUCGGCUGGUUCAAGAAUUGA
Molecule: messenger RNA, 645 nt
Organism: Nerophis lumbriciformis (worm pipefish)
Lineage: Eukaryota; Metazoa; Chordata; Actinopteri; Syngnathiformes; Syngnathidae
Source: RefSeq, a predicted model, not a curated record